AAUUUAUUUAUAAUAGGCAAGAUGCAAUUUUUUGUACACUUGUAUAGGGGUUUGGUUAUAGCGUUUAGAGACACAUUUAUGGCCAGAAAACAGUGCGAAAGUAAGCGCCGAUUGGAUGGACAGGUUGUAGUGAUUACCGGCGCCAACACUGGUAUCGGUAAAGAGACUGCCUAUCAAAUGACAUUACGUGGCGCUAAAGUAAUCAUUGGAUGUCGUGAUGAGAGUCGAGCCGAGAAUGCGAUCAAAGAUAUAAAGCAAAGGAACCCAAAGGCAGACAUAUAUUCACUUCCAUUAGACUUGUCUUCACUUCAAUCCGUCCGUCAAUUCGUGACCGAAAUCACGAAACGGGAGACAAAAGUAGAUAUACUUAUAAACAAUGCGGGCAUUGCUUUCACUCCCGAAUGGGCCACCGCUGACGGGUUUGAGAUGGCUUUCGGGACCAACCAUUUGGGUCACUAUCUGCUAACUCUAUCGCUGUUACCACUGAUGAAACAGUCCAUUGGCACCGGACGUGCGGCCCGUGUUGUAAACGUGUCCUCAUGUAUACACGCGUUGGGAAACAUACACUUUGAAAAUAUAAACCUGCGAAACGGUGCAUACCAUCCACAAAAAGCGUACGCCCAAAGCAAACUGGCCAACGUGUUGUUCACCAGGGAGUUGGCCCGUAGACUGGGCUCCGAUAGCGGGGUUAAUUCGUAUUCACUACAUCCCGGUGCUGUCCAAUCGGAAGGCGCCCGGCAUAUGACAGGUGUGCAGAAAUUUUUGGUAAAUAUUAUGCUGAAAGUGAUGGCCAUUGAUGUGGUAAAGGGCUGCCAGACAUCGCUGUACUGCGCCCUCGACGAGGGGUUGGAUAACGAGUCCGGCUUUUAUUAUGACAAUUGUCAACGAAUAGACGCAAUGGUGUCGACGGCUACUGACGAUAAAAGUGCGCAACAGUUGUGGCAAUUGAGUGAAGAGUUGGUCCGACUUGAAGAUCACCUUAAACUUUCCAGCAAUACUACUGGCAAUUAA
Medioppia subpectinata is the source of this 1011-nucleotide messenger RNA. The record is from the annotation of a GenBank genome assembly. Lineage: Eukaryota; Metazoa; Arthropoda; Arachnida; Sarcoptiformes; Oppiidae.